This is a messenger RNA of Eubalaena glacialis (North Atlantic right whale), 3599 nucleotides long. It is a transcript of the gene CARNS1, whose product is annotated as carnosine synthase 1. Gene Ontology annotation, molecular function: ATP hydrolysis activity; metal ion binding; carnosine synthase activity. Gene Ontology annotation, biological process: carnosine biosynthetic process. The transcript has 7 exons. The record is from RefSeq and is a predicted model, not a curated record. Lineage: Eukaryota; Metazoa; Chordata; Mammalia; Artiodactyla; Balaenidae. The coding region runs from base 96 to 2579 and encodes 827 amino acids.
GCUGCCCUGGAGCGGAGGUGACCUUGUGCAUUCUGGGAUCCCCCAGCACCUUUCUGUCUCUGCUGCUGGAGGGCGGGGUCCAGAGUCCGGGAAACAUGCUCCUUUGCCUGUCCCCUGCUUGGCUGACAAAGGUGCCAGCACCAGGGCAGCCGGGCGAGGCAGCCCUGCUGGUCUCCAAGGCCGUGAGCUUCCACCCGGGGGGCCUGACAUUCCUGGAUGAUUUUGUCCCCCCUCGCCGCGCCACCUACUUCCUGGCGGGCCUGGGGCUGGGGCCUGGCCGGGGUCGAGAGGCAGCUGAGCUCGCUCGCGACCUGACCUGCCCCACAGGAGCCUCAGCCGAGCUGGCCCGGCUGCUGGAGGACCGGCUGCUGACGAGGCGACUGCUAGCUCAGCAGGGUGACGUGGCUGUACCAGCUACCCUGGCUUUCACCUACAAGCCGCCGGCACUGCUGCGGGGAGGGGAUGCCAGCCCGGGACUACGGCUGGUGGAGCUGAAUGGCAAAGAGGGCCAGGAGACACUGGUGAAGGAGGAAGUAGGGGCUUUUCUGCACUCCGAGGCCCUGGGUGAUGCCCUGCAGGUAGCCAUGAAGCUCAGCGGCUGGCGCUGGAGGGGGCGGCAGGCAAUGCGUCUGUAUCCCCGAGCUGAGCUGGGCCCAGUGGUGGACACAGUGCUGGCACUGCUGGAGAAACUGGAGGAGGAGGAGAGUGUCCUGGUGGAGGCUGUGUGCCCACCUGUCCGGCUGCCCUUCCCAGGCAGCCCCCCGCCUGGCCCUGAGCUGGCUCUGCGUAUCUGUGCUGUGGUCUGUCGGACACAGGGUGACAGGCCCCUGCUGAGCAAGGUGGUGUGCAGCGUGGGCCGUGGGGACCGGCCUCUGCGGCACCAGAGCUCCUUGCCACGGACGCUGGAGGCGGCGCUGGCCCAGUGCGGCCUGGGUGAGGCCUCGCAGGUGGCAGUCGUGCGGCAGCGCGUCAAGGCGGCGGCCGAGGCCGCGCUAGCCGCCGUGCUGACCCUGGAGGCCGGCCUGAGCGCUGAGCAGCGCGGCGGGCGCCAGGUCCGCACUGACUUCCUCGGGGUGGACUUCGCCCUGUCGGUGGCCGGCCGCGCGCUGACCCCCGUGGCCCUGGAGCUGAACGGAGGCCUGUGUCUGGAGGCGUGCGGCGCGCUCGAAGGGCUGUGGGCCGCGCCGCGCCCGGGGCUGGCGGCCGAGGAGGCGGCGGCCGCGCCGCUGGUGGAGACGAUGCUGCGGCGCUCGGCCCGCUGCCUCAUGGAGGGGAAACAGCUGCUGGUGCUCGGCGCGGGCGGCUUCAGCAAGAAGUUCGUGUGGGAGGCGGCGCGCGACUACGGGCUCAAGCUGCACCUGGUGGAGUCGGACCCCAACCACUUUGCGUCCCAGCUGGUGCAGACCUUCAUCCACUUCGAUCUAACAGAGCACCAGAGGGAUGAGGAGAACGCACGGGUGCUGGCGGAGCUGGUGCGGGCACGCGGCCUGCAGCUAGACGGCUGCUUUUGCUACUGGGAUGACUGCCUGGUGCUCACGGCCUUCCUCUGCCAGGAGCUGGGUCUGCCCUGCAACCCGCCAGCCGCCAUGCACCUGGCUAAGCAGAAGAGCCACACCCAGCUGCACUUGUUGUGCCGCCAUGGCCCACCCUGGCCCGCACCCUCCCUCUAUGCUGUGCCCUGCUGCCCACUGGAGAGCGAGGCCGACGUGGACAGUGCUGUCCGCCAGGUGCCCCUGCCAGGUGUCAUGAAGCUGGAGUUUGGGGCGGGUGCAGUGGGUGUACGGCUGGUGGAGGACGCGUCGCAGUGCCACGAGCACUUUUCCCGGAUCGCCCGAGACCUGCAGGGCGAGGCCGACCACCCCGGCAUCGGGUUGGGCUGGGGCAAUGCCAUGCUGCUGAUGGAGUUCAUCGAGGGCACCGAACACGACGUGGAUGUGGUGUUGUUUGGGGGGAGACUGCUGGCUGCCUUCGUCUCCGACAAUGGCCCCACACGGCUGCCUGGCUUCACUGAGACGGCGGCCUGCAUGCCCACUGGGCUGGCACCGGAGCAGGAGGCACAGCUGGUGCAGGCAGCCUUCCGCUGUUGCCUGGGCUGCGGGCUGCUGGAUGGGGUCUUCAACGUGGAGCUCAAGCUGACUAGGGCUGGGCCGCGGCUCAUCGAGAUCAACCCCCGCAUGGGUGGCUUCUACCUGCGAGACUGGAUCCAGGAGCUUUAUGGUGUGGACCUGCUGCUCGCUGCUGUUAUGGUGGCCUGCGGCCUGCGGCCUGCCUUGCCUGCCCACCCACGCGCCCGUGGCCACCUGGUGGGUGUCAUGUGCCUGGUGUCCCAGCACCUGCAGGCGCUGAGUUCCACCGCCAGCCGCGAGACCCUGCAGGCUCUUCACGACCAGGGCCUGCUGCGUCUCAAUCUGCUGGAGGAGGCCCUGGUGCCUGGAGAAUACGAGGAGCCCUACUGCAGUGUGGCCUGUGCUGGGCCCAGCCCGGCCGAGGCCCGUCUCCGCCUGUUGGGCCUCUGUCAGGGUCUGGGCAUCGACGGGCCCCACUACCCCGUUGCCUACUUCUUGUCCCACUUCAAAUAGUGCUGGGGCCAGAGGGCAGGGGCAAAGUGCUGGAGGGGACGCGGUGGUGCCCUCUGCUCCCUGGUGCUCUCCCUGCUUCUCUUCCCAUGGCCCUGCCCCAACCGUUGGAGAGGUCUGGUCCCCUCCAAGGCCCCAGGUCUGUUCCAGAGCGGCAGGGCUAUUUUGACACCACGGCCUCCUGGACUUGAGGGGCCACAAAAGAAGUAGCUGGUGGGCUGCUUGCCCUCCCGAAGGCCCCAGUCCAGCCCAUAGCUUCCCAGGACUCUAGUCAUGGAGAAGCAACAACAGCUGCACACACACACACACACACACACACACACACCCACCCACACACACACACCCACCCACACCCACACACCCACCCACACACCCACACACACCCACACCCACACCCACACACACCCCCACCCACACACCCACACACACACACACACACACACACCCUGCCCCCAGGUUAGUGUGAGUGGGCCCAAACCCAGCCCAUCCUUCCCACCCCUCCAGGCCUGUCUCUUCCUGCUGCCUACAGGAGAGAACCUGGCCUCUGGCUUUGGACAAAUCCCAAGAAAACCUGAGACUAAACCCCUCGUCCUCCUACUCUCACCCCCUCAUUUAACAAAUUCUAGAUAGUUCUGGAGCCUGCUGACAAUGUUUGGCAGUGCCCGACCUGCCUCAUUUGGCCUGAGCAGUAGAAGCAGGUGACCUGGGGUCAGCAGUAACCAUCUCCCCUCCAGGCAGACACUAUUGCCCCAUUCUACAGAAAAAGAAACAGGCUCAGAGAGGAAAAGCCACUGCCUCGAUGUCAUACCACAGUGGGUGAAGAGUCGAGGGACAAGAUGCAAGGUCCAGGUUUCUGCUUUUACUAAGUUGUACCUGCCCACUCAGCUUCCAGGCCCCACUCACCUCCUACAUGUGGCCCUGAGACAUGUGAACACCCCUCCCGUGCACUAUGCACCCUAUCCUCCAAGCUUUGGUGCUUUGGCCUCAGGCACACCUAACUAGCAUUGGCAGAGGAGACUCUAC